CCAGCAGGCGGGGCUCGCACAUGUGGUCUGUCAAAAACAGUGCUGCAGAACAUCUUUCACGAGCGAGAGGUCUCAGGAACAGACCACCGUAUCCUCACUAUAACCAAACAUUGUUUAUAGGGGCGUAAAUUGUGCAGUCUUCGGUGCUGUUCUACUUAAGCAGACUUCCAGAAAUAACUUGUCUUCAUAUAAAAUAUUAAAAGACCCUUCUUUGUAAUCUAAUUUAUACUUAGUUUGUCUUUGUGUGUCAGUAGUAUUUAUCAUUAUCAAAUGAUACUCAGCAGAUAUGCAAAAAUCCGUGUUUUACCAUGGGUGGUAAAGAAACCAUUAAGUUUAGACUUUACCUCCAGCAUGCAUAUACCCUUAGAAUUGCAAACACAUAAAGAAGUAUUUAAAGUAGUAUUUGAAGGCUUAACAAAUUAAGCUUUUUAAGAUGUGGCUAUGACUUUUAAUGUUGUAUCUUUAAAACUAAAAAUUACUGAAGUAAAAUCUGUACUAAAUAUAUUAAUUAUGGGUAUUUUAAUUAAUAGUGAAAAUGUCAGAGUUAUUACCUACCACUUUGGUGAUAAGAAAAACUCCUCAUGCCCACAUUAGAAAGGAGUGGGGUAAACAAAUAAAUAAGCAAUUAUUGUUAAUUCUCUUGUGCUUAUGGGGCCAUGAAGGAUGAGAACCAGACGUGAGAAUGACUGGAAGCAGACCACUUACACCAUGAUACGAAUGGAACUAUGUAAUAGUGAAGGCACAGAAAGAUAAAUGAGGUUAUUAACAUGCAUAUUUUAGUUAUCUGAGAUAACUGAAUAUCAGUUAUAUUCAGUUAUCUGAGAUAACUGAAGAGAUGAGAGUAGCAUCAAGGAUUUUUUUUUCAAAAGCCCUUUUUUUUCCUCAGAGUAGUUUAACAUGCUUUUUUUACUGUUGCCACUAUGUUUUCUUUAAUUACAUUCAGCUGUUCUUUAAGCAGUUGGCUAAUAUAGUUAAAAUGGUAAACAUUUGCCAUUUCUGCAGCUAGAAAAGAGCAUGAUACAAGCCAUUAAUGACAUAAGCCUGUAUUCUGGGAUCAAAGAGUGUGUAUACUUCCUAGGUAUGAUCAGUUGUACAUUCCAAUAUUUUCUAAAUUUAUAAUAUGUGGAUUGAGGAUUAUACUGUCACUGUCUUAAGGUGCUGAGGGAAUACACAGCUUAUCACAGCACCUGCAAAAAGACAUAAUUAAUUUAUUCUACAUUGUUCUGCAUCGGGCUUAAAAUUCUGCAGUGUUUGCCUUUCAUUAACUGGAUGUCCCAGCAUAUUUGAAAGUCUCAGCUACCCAUGACUGUCUGAUAGCUUAUUUCCAAAGGUUAUCCUUUAGCAUCUUGAUCUGUUUGACUCUUGAAAGCACAUGAUCUGCACACUGCAGCAGUCAGUCCAGCUCCUGAGUUUUGUUUUUCACCUUUCAGAAGGCUGGAACGAGGCUGUAUCUCUUGGUGAAUCAUUCGUGAAUCAUUCAUUUUCUGGUUACUCAUGGGUUGAUUAUUUUGCUCCUAACCUAAUGUGUUUAAUCAAAUUCUUCAGGUGAUUCUGUUUUCCUACAAAAACAUCUGUUCUAUAACCAUCUAAUUCUAAAAGACUAGAUCUCACCUGUAUUUUCCUUUCAAACUAUUGGGAAACUUUAUGCUUUCAAAAAUUUUGAAAGAAAAUUUUGUUUGUUUGCUUAUAAAGCAACUUGCAGGCUUGAGCUAAAUUUUACCUGGUCCUUUAUAAAUGCAUCCUGGUUUCUGAACACCACCAUUUCAAUGACAUGCAGUCAUGAGCAGCAGAGCCCACACAGGUGCAGGAAAAUGCAAAGCCAGAGUAACAGCAAAAGAACCUACCAGUUGUGGCCACCUGUUGCCAUUCACUUCCAGUGAAAAGAAAAUCACUGAAAAGAAAAAAGUCAAAAGUGGUACUGACUGAAAUAUUUUUCAGAAGCAGCUGAUAGAAGUAAAUAGAGACUUACCCAGAAGGUGAAUUUCACAUACCCAGGCACUGGAAAUUUCUGCUUCGGUCUUCAGCUUCUCUAUCCAAACAAUGAUCGGAGAGAACAAGAAAACAUGUACAGCAAGCUCCAGAAAGAUGAUUUGGGGUAACCUGGGAAAACCUCAUACACUGGUUCUGCCUGUGCCUUUCUUGAUCUGCUCCUAAAAAUGGAAUAUUCUGGGUGUGAGUUCAUUUACACCAGAGAGCUGCAUCUGAUUUAUCCUCAUGCAAGUUACAACAGCAGUUUCAUCAGGAUUUCAGUUUUAGCAUGCAGGCUGCUACAACUGGAAACUCCAAAAAGGCAUUACAAGAGCGCUGCCAAGCUCCUGGAGAAGAGUCCAUUCUCUGUUGGCGCCCCGAGCCCCCUGCUCCCCUCGCCGGCGAGCCUGCAGCUGGCGCAGCUCCAGGCACAGCUCACGCUCCACAGGCUGAAGUUGGCUCAGACUGCCGUCACCAACAACCCGGCCGCUGCCACUGUCCUCAACCAGGUGCUCUCCAAAGUGGCCAUGUCGCAGCCCCUCUUCAACCAGCUGAGGCACCCCACGGUGAUGAGCGCCCCGCAAGGCCACUCUGCAGGCCCACCCCAGGGGCCCGGCAUCGCCGGCACGAGGUUCCCCUCUGGUGGCAUUGCCUUUCCUGCCCAGAGCCCAGCCUUAGCUGCCCCAGGGGGAGGUCUGGGGGCCGUCCAGGCCCAGACCAACGCAAUUGUCAUGAGUCCCUUUGGAAGUGUCAUGGCUCCGACCUCCGGCCAGCAACCCGUGGUGGUGGGUCUCAACAAGGCAGGUGCUUCCACAUCUACUGCUGCAGGAGGCUUUUAUGAGUACAACAAGCAGAACGCCAUCACUGGCGCCUCUCAGGCAUUCACCUCAGAGGGGGAACAGUCCAGCCAGCACGGCUUCCUUGCUGGUGGCACCCACACUGCCAGCCCAGCAGCAGGGCCACGCUACGAGAGUCACUUUGGGGCUCCCAGCCAGCUGCAGCACGAGGCGGCAGCGACAUUUCCCAAGGAGUCCUACGGGACAGCAGCACAGCAUGGUGCAGCACGGGCCUUCCCCGGCGACCCACACACGGGCUCCCAUCCGAAAGGAGAUCCUGGCCCUGUCUUGCAUGGCAGCAGUACAAGCAACCAGUGGGAAAAUAUCCCUAAUUUCCCCAGCCAAAACAAGCCUGACCUCAUGCCCGGCGACAGCCUGUGGCCGUCAGCGAGUCAGCAGCAGUAUGAAAUAAGAAACGAGCUGUACAACCCCGAAGAGCCGACACCUGACACAAAGUUCAGCACGGCCGCCCCCCCCGCCUUCGGCCGCCUCAACCACAGCGCGCAGAGCUUCGGCAGCCCUCGCAUGAGGCAGAAGGAGGAGCGCAGUGGCGGCACGCCCGAACUGCCCACCCGCUCCCUGCCGCCGCACCAGCUUGGCGACCUGCGCGGCGUGGCCCCUCUCCACUUCCCCCACAUCUGCGCCCUGUGCGACAAGAAGAUCUUCGACCUGAAGGACUGGGAUCAGCACAUUAAAGGAAGUCUUCACAUUCAAAAAUGUAUGGCUUUUUCAGAUAACACUGGUGUCCGGUGUAUGUUAAGCUCAGCAGAUGGAACCUUGCAUUUAUCGCCAAAUAAUGCAGCAGUUUUCAGUCCAUCUGGUAUCGAAGAUUAUCCACCAAAUGUUGGCGCAUCUUUUAUUGCUACACCAGCAAGAUCCUUUGGCCAGCCAGGUCCUACAUUUUCUUCUCCUCCAUCAGGGUUUCCUCAGAGGAAAUCUACACUGGGUCGAGUUGUUCACAUUUGCAACCUCCCCGAGGGAAGCUGCACAGAGAAUGAUGUCAUUAACCUGGGCCUCCCAUUUGGAAAGGUCACCAACUAUAUCCUCAUGAAAUCUACUAAUCAGGCCUUUCUGGAAAUGGCUUACAGUGAAGCAGCUCAAGCCAUGGUACAGUACUACAAAGAAAAACCUGCUAUGAUAAAUGAUGACAAGUUACUUAUUAGGAUGUCUAAAAGAUACAAGGAAUUGCAGCUGAAGAAACCAGGUAAGAAUGUGGCUGCUAUAAUCCAGGACAUCCACUCACAGAGGGAGAGGGACCUGCUGCGUGAAGUGGACAGCAGGUACGGCCCUGAGAGGCCCCGCUCCCGCAGCCCCAUAAGCCGCUCGCUGUCACCUCGCUCCCACACGCCCAGCUUCACUUCCUGCAGCUCACCACACAGCCCGCUGGGGACCAGCAGGACCGACUGGGGAAAUGGGAGAGAGGCAUGGGAUCAGUCCCCCUAUUCUCGACGGGAAGAGGAAAGGGAUAGCAGGGAAUGGCGAGAGAAUGGGGACGAGAAGAGGGACAGGACUGACACGUGGGUACACGAGAGGAAACAUUAUUCCCGACAACUGGACAAGUUUGAUUUGGAUGAACGGCUUGAAGGAGGCAGAGGACACCGGGAAAAAUACUUAAAGACUGGUUCCCCUGGGUCACUUCACCCUUCAUCUGGCUACAAGAACAGGGAAGAUGACUAUUACCGAAAAUCCUCUAAGUCAAAAUCUGACAAGUUUCAGAGGCAGCUGCAGGAUUUACCUGGGAGAUCUAAGAGAAAGGAAGAGGCAAAGUUAAGGGAACACAGGCAUUCUUACGAGGACACUGCCAGGGAGGAGGCAGCUGAACAGAAGCACAGCAAAGCAUCUGAGGGCUCCAGGCAAAAACAAAGUGAUAAGAAUAAAGUGAAGAAAACUGAAAAAGACCAAGAAGAUGCUACUGCUGAAGGCAGUGAUGUAAAGGAAACCAGACCUCCUGAGAAUGAGCUUGAAAAAGAGGAGCAAGUUCCAGUGAAGAGCUCACCUUCAGAUAAUAAACAAGGAAAAGAAUCUGGAGAUAUUCUGGAAAACACAAGGAAAGAAAAGGACCGAGACUGGGAGAGUGGAAGUGAAAUAGAAGGUGAGACCUGGUAUCCUGCUAACAUGGAGGAAUUAGUGACAGUGGAUGAAGUGGGAGAAGAUGAUUUAAUUAUGGAGCCUGAUAUAACUGAGCUUGAAGAAAUAGUCCCAGUUGAUCAAAAAAAUAAAGCUUCUUCAGAAAUGUGUCCCUGUGUGGCAACCGUGUUAGAACUGAAAAAUGAUCACAGCCACUUAACAAGAAGUGAAGACAAAUUUGCCCAUAAAGCUUUAGAAACAAACUUCAGAGCAGCAAAGGGCAAUGCAGCUUCUAGUGGCUGUCAGGAAGAUGAUGAGGAUGAUGAUAAUGAUGAUGCUGCAACUGAAGCAUCAAGCCUAAAUCUGGACCCUGAACAGAAGCCAGAGGAAUUGAAAGACCAAUCUGCUAAGGAGUCUGAUUGCCAGCAGAAGGAAGGAAAAAUUGAUAAGAGCUCUGACACUCAUUUGGAGCCUGAAGAUCACCAUAUACCUUCUGUUCAUCUGAAAGAAGAGACUCUCCAGCUCCCUGAUACGUUUAUAGAUGAUUACAAACAGAUGGGAUCACAAGGAGCUGAGAGCAGAGAAGUUACGGAAACGCUCAUUAAAAACGCUAGCGAAGAAACAAGACAUGGAAGCCAAGAGUGUCCAGAGGCCAAGGCAAAUUCUAGGUACUUGGAAAUGAGAUCUCUGGAAUACCCGGAGGUAGAGUCUAAACAAAGGCCCUCUGCAGCAGGCUGGGAACAAGAGGACGUCUUCACCGAGCUCAGCAUUCCCCUGGGUGUGGAAUUUGUGGUGCCUAGAACUGGGUUUUACUGCAAGCUCUGUGGACUCUUCUACACAAAUGAAGAGACAGCAAAGACAAGUCACUGCAGGAGUACUGUUCACUACAAAAAUCUCCAGAAGUAUCUAUCCCAGCUUGCAGAAGAGAGCCUGAAAAUGAAGGAAGAAGGGAGCCCUCUGCCUCAGGAUGACACUGGCAUCGUUCCUCACUUUGCAAAGAAAAAACUAUGAUGCAGAUGAACUGGAAGAGCUGUAAUGAGUGAAUGCUGAUACUUUACUUUUUUUUUUAUUUUAAAUUUCUAUGAUAUAACUGUCAAUUUGCACUGUACAGAGGAGGGGAAAUAAAGAGCAUGUUCCAUGCAUCUAUGCCCAGAGUGCCAUUAAAAACCAAAAUGCCUGAAACUGUUUCCCACGGUGAAGCAAUGCUGGCAUAUCUGUUAGAAGUGGAGCAAUUCUUUCUCACACUCUGCGUGCUGGGAGUGGUUUCCUAGAUUAAAUCAGAAUUCUCAGGGAUUCUUAAAGUUUUAGUUCUGAUGUAACAUGUCAGGUCAGGUGGAGUACUUAGAAACACUCAGCAUCCUCCAGUGGACGCUGGAAGGAAAGGAGAUGUGACUAUUUAUAGGCUUUAAUGUUGCUUAAAAUACCUUCAGCCAUUUCACUCAUUGCCCCAGUGAGAAGUAGGAUUUGCAUAGGAUAAAGAGAUAGGUAUAAAGCCAUUUUGCUAAAACUAGUGAGUAGAUGGCAUAAUGUAAACCCCAUCAGCACCCACCUCCAUGUCUUAGAGCUUGGUGAAAUGACAAAUGUUUGUGUUGUCAAGAACUGACUGUACACUGCCAGUGUUGUGUGAAUUCUGGGGGAGCCACAGUCUGUCCCAGGGACCUCAGAGCCUGAACCCAGCUCAGCAAGAGCAGUUCAAAUGCACGUGCUGACAGCCAGCCUGCUCUGGUUUCAGCAUUUUCCAUGGUGUGGUCAGGGUGUUCUCCAGGGACCGUUGUGUUUGAAACUCUUCUUUUUGAUAAUUUUAAAGGGUGCCAACUUUGAGUCUUACAGACUUGAAACUCUCAUGAGAGGCUUUUUAAAGUGCCACAUGUUUGGACCAUGUCUCUUUUAGACAUUUUAUUCAAGAUCCUUGCUUUUGGGGUCUUUUUGUUUUCUUUAAAGCUUGCUUUUCCUCAGCUUGGCAACGUUGAAUUUUCCUGGUUUUUAUGGAAAGACGCCAGAUUUCUAAUAUUGUUUUUGUAUUUUAUUUCCCUGAAUUUUUUAAGGUGAAUACAACAAAUGAUGGCUCACGGAGCACUGCACUGAGAACACAGGAUGCACCAGCAGCUCUGGCAUUAUUAUGACCUAUUGUUUCUGCACAGUUGUUGCUUAGUAUUUUGCAAAGUCCCUUUGAAAUGCACUGUACAAGUUUCUGGUUCAUUUCAAUAGGGCUUUGUGUACUAAAGUGAAUACGCAUGCAAAGCAUUGCCAGGAUUGAUCCCAGAGUUUAUAAAAUGGCCUGUGCAGUCUGGGUAGAUGGGGAUUUGCAGGCAUUUCCAUUCUUUGCCUGACUCUAAUAUUCAUCACAGUAUGUUCUGUAAAAAUUGCUGGUACUGGAUGUCCUCUUUAGAUGUUGUGCAGAGGAAACAGUUUCCCAGAAGGUUCUAGCUUUCCCUAAGAAUGACGGGGAUGUUGCACAAUACUGCAAAGUGGCUAAAUUGCCAAAGCUGCUUCCACCAAAGUAUUUGUUCCAUUAUGUCUUGUGCCAGCAGCUGUGCUCGCUCUCUGAAGUACCCUGUAGCCAGGCAGUGUCUCUCAGAGGUGCCUGGUGUUGUUGCCUGAAGCCCUGUUCCAUUCCAUGGCCUGUGCUUUCCAUUCAUUUUUACCAGAGGUAGGUUCAGAUUUCAUAGUUGGAAUUCCUGCUUCUUGCAAGUUGAGGGAUUCUUUGCAUCCCAGAUUCAGACAGAGCCUACCAAAUGACAAGGGGAAAUGAAAAACAUUACAGCCUACAUCCUCCUUUGUCCAGGCUUGAAGUAUGUUAAGACUUGUGUCCAUCUGUCAUUUAAAACAGCUAGUUUAGUUUUAGUCUUGGGGGUUGUUUUUUUUGGUGGGGGAUUUUUUGAUUUGGUGGGGGCUUUUUUUGUUUUUUUUGGUGGGGUUUUUGUUUGGGGUUUUUUUGGGGUUUUUUGUGUUUUUUUUUCUUUUUUUUAGUUUGUUUGUUUGUUUGUUUUUUGGGUUUUUUUGUUUUCUGGUAGGGGGUUUGGUUUUUUUCCCCCCAUGGAAAGAAAAAAACCCACCAAUAUUGCAAACCAGGUAUUUUUCCUUCAAGGGUUGGGUUUUCCUUUGACUGUUUGUUUUUCACAUUGCAGUGAAACUUGAGCACAGGGCUAUUAGGACAAGAGCUUGUAUUGCAGGCUGUAAGAUGAUGAAAAUGGCAGUAAAGAUUGUGCAAUUGUCUUCUAGAGUGCAGCUCUCUAGCUGGUCAUGUAUCAUCUGAAUAUGAAGUUCCCUUGGUGCCCUUCAGCACAAACUGAACACAAGGGAAGGAAAUCAAGCAUCAAAUCUUUGAAGCUAACCCUGCUAUCAAACUGGGGCUCUCACCAGCCUGAUGGGAGCUUGUUAGACCAUGUGGUUAAGCUUAAUUGGAUGUGAGACAUAGCUGACUGUAUAUCAAAGUCAUAUGCCUCCAGCAGCUUUAUCCCCAGGUAACCUCAAAUGAGAAAAGUAUCACUGUUAUUAUUCUUUAUUUGUAGUGCAGCAGAAGCUACAGGUCCACUGCCUUUAUUAUAGGCAAGGCACAAAUCCACAACAAAGACUUUCCCAGGCCAAAGAGCUUUAAAUCACACUUUCUGAAAACAGACAACAGGUGGAUACAGGCAGGCAGGGAAAGCAGCAGGUAACCAUGAGAUUUUGACUGGCAGCAGAAGAAUAAUUAAAAUGAGUAUUUACCCAGGGGCUUAUUUUUGGAUUUAUGGGAGAUGAUUCAAUCUACUUUCCCCCUCCUCUGCUUCUGAACCAAGUUCACUCCCUUUAUUCACUGCUUGUAUUUAACCUUUUUUCCCCCUAGAUAGUUGCAUUAGGAAUACAAAAUCCCUUCUUGAUACAGUGGGUCUUGGUAUCCUUCGGUCCCCAGCCGUUUAAGUUUCAGUCUCCAGAGGUAGAGUCUUGACCAAGGCUCAGCAGGAAAUGUCCUGGCUCCAGACACCUUGUUUGGGUCACAGCUACAGGCCCUUGCUUGCCACUGAGGAAGGAGGUGGCUCUAGAGGGCAUCUCUGCCCUGUGCAGUUUCCUCUUCUGGAGGGAGGUGGCUCAGGUGAGCAAUGCAGGUGCAGAGCCCAGCCCCACAGACCUGAGCAGAGCCAGACAUUUGUAGAGGUAGUUUGGACACCCCAUCCCUUUGGGCUCUGUCUGACAAAAAAGCAGUCUGCAAAAUCCUGAGAUUUUGUGCCAAAUGGGCACUUCCCCUUUUGAGAAGGUCCUUUCUCCCCAAAACGUCAACAUUUGAAAGCAAUCCCAAGUCUCAAUUAGCUCCUAAUGAUGCCCAUGAUCAGUUUUCAGCCCAAUGCACUUUGAGGACUCAGAGAUAAUCUCCUUCCCUCUCCAACAGGCCAUCGUGCAAUGCUGACAGGCACUCCUCAAAUUCUCUCUACUACCUAUUCUGCUGAGAAAGAAUUCUGCUGUAGGCAGCCCCUUACCUUCCUCAGCUGGUGUAAAAAUGUGUUGUUUCUUUUGGUUUAUUAUAUUGAACUCUUGACUUUUUUUAGUUGGCAUAAUUCAUCAUCACUAUAAUCCACACUCUUUAUUUAUAUAUACAUAUCUAUAUAUAUAAGCAGGCAAAAGACAAAGCAGGCUCAGGUGUAGCCAAACAAAUAUUGAUAUUUAAAAAGGAGCUUCCUUAAUAUAUCAAAACCAUUUCAAUACAUCUCAACCAAAGAUUGCACUUUUAUAAUAGGGACUAUGUUUUUCAUCUCUGUGAAAUCUGCAUUGAUCUCAAAUAGUCUUUAAUGUCAAUCUGCAACCUACUUCCUUUGAAGAAAAAAAAUGAAAGAAUUAAACAUUUGCCCCAUUAGAUCAGACAAAGUUCCACAUUGGCUUUAACACUAAAUUAGUGUUAGGCUGGUUAUAUUCAGGGUUUUUUUUUCUAUUCUCUAAGGAUUAAGGCUGUGAUUUGUUGAAUUAUACUUGAACUGGACCAGAUGUACUAUUUAUUGAGCUUAUAUAAUCUUGUUAAUUUAAGUUUUGGUUUGUAAACAGUUGAAAUUUGUUAGUACUUGUUUAAUUAUGUAGGAACUGUCACCAAUAUUAACUGAUCUGUGUAACUGAUUGCAAAGUGUUUUAAUUUGUGUUUCUUAAGAAAGAUUUUAAUAAAGAGAAUUAUAAAGCAUA
Messenger RNA from Passer domesticus (house sparrow), 10016 nucleotides. RefSeq names its product RNA binding motif protein 20 (gene RBM20). Gene Ontology annotation, biological process: regulation of RNA splicing. NCBI's taxonomy places the organism in Eukaryota, Metazoa, Chordata, Aves, Passeriformes, Passeridae. The record is from RefSeq and is a predicted model, not a curated record. The coding region runs from base 2157 to 5882 and encodes 1241 amino acids. Gene Ontology annotation, cellular component: nucleus. Gene Ontology annotation, molecular function: zinc ion binding; mRNA binding. The transcript is spliced from 15 exons.